Molecule: messenger RNA, 880 nt
Organism: Neomonachus schauinslandi (Hawaiian monk seal)
Lineage: Eukaryota; Metazoa; Chordata; Mammalia; Carnivora; Phocidae
Gene: CCER2
Product: coiled-coil glutamate rich protein 2
Exons: 5
Coding region: 11-880 (289 amino acids)
Source: RefSeq, a predicted model, not a curated record
CUGCGGGGCCAUGGGCGCGGGUUAUAAGCAGCUGCCGCGCCGCCAGCCAGCACCGCACCAAGCACCCUGGUCGGGACGCCCCACCAUGCAGCGCUGCGGGCCCCCCUCAGUGCUGCUGUUGCUGCCGCUGGCCCUGCUGCUGGCGCUGCUGCUGGGGGCGGCCACCGCUGCUCCCUUGGCACCAAGACCCUCCAAGGAAGAGCUGACCCGCUGUCUGGCCGAGGUGGUCACGGAAGUGCUGACCCUGGGCCAGGCCCAGAGAAGCCCCUGCACAGCUCUCCUCCACAAAGAGAUGUGUGAGACAGAGCCCUAUGGCUGUGCGUCCACCAAAGAGAAAGGCCUACUGGUGCAAGAGGCUGGGAAGAUGAGGCCCAGCCAGGAAGUGAGGGAAGAGGAAGAGGAAGCAGCGGAGAGGGCCCACAAGUCUGAGGUGCGGCAACAGACCAUCCAGGAGCAGCUCCACAGCCGGCUCCGCCAGGAGGAGGACAACGAGGAGGAGGAGGAGGAGGAGGAGAAAAGGAAGAGCAGGCCCAUGGAACCCUUUGAAGGCCUGUGGAAGCGGCACCUAGACGGUGGAGGGGGGCCCCAGAAGCGAGGGGCAGAGCAGGCCAGUGAGGAGGAGACAGCCCAGUUCGAGGCGGAGGAGAAGGGCAUGCAGGUGCUCAGCGGGGGCCGCAGCCUGUGGCAGGGGGGCGGAGAAGAGGGGCACGAGCACUCACCGCACCACCGCCACCACCAGCAGUCAGAAGCUGAGCCCAAGCAGGAGAAGAAGGAAGAGGCUUCGGAGAGGAAGGAGCACGACAUGGAGCGGCUGGAGCACGUGAGAGAGGAGCUAAAGAAGGCAACGGAGAUGCUGGGGGAGAUCAGGAGGGAGGGAUGA